AUGGGAUGGAUUAAACCAAGAACAAUUGUUUUUAGAAUGGGAUGGGUUACAAUUGAUGAAAAUGAAUAUUUUCAAUUGUUAAAAAGAAAUUCAAGCAUACCAGUUUUAAAUGAUGUUGUUACAAGAAUUAGUGAAUCUAAUGACUACUAUACUUUAUCAGAUUUUAAAAUUGCAUUUAAUAAUAAAUCAAAUUUAAUGAUAGGAAUAUCAAAUGAUUUUCAUGAAAUUAAUAAAAUGUGGAAAUGGAUAAAUUUAAAUGUUAUACCCAAAGUCGAGCAAAUGAACCAGAAUGAUAUAAAUGAAAUAUUUGAAUAUUUAUCACUAAAGUUUACAUGUUUGGGAAUACAUGACGAAAACAAUAAAGAAAGAGAAAGAGAAAGAGAUCUAAAAGAUAAAGAUGUAAUAAAAAAAGAAAAAUCAUUCAAAAAGAAAUUUCAAUUUGAAAUAAACGAAAAAUUAAUAACCCAGUACUCUUGCUCAUUGGAAAAGAAACAUGGUUGCCUUUAUAUAUCAGAGAAUUACAUCUCAUUCUUUUCAAGAAUAUUCCCAACAAAAUUAUCGAUAUCAUUCAAAGAUAUCGUCGACAUGAAGAAGAAUUCAAAUUCUACUUUAAAGAUAUUAAUAAACUCAAUUAAAAUCCAAACAGAAUCAAGAGAGUACAUUUUCCACACAUUCUUUAAGGUUGACGAAACUUUUCAAAUUUUAGAGCAAUUAUGGAAAUUUACAAUUGACAGGAUGCUAUUAACCGCAGAGCUAUCAAAUAAUAAGGGUAUCACAAGCAAUAGUUUAAAUAAUUCAACUUCAAAUUUCACAUGCAAUGGCAAUAGUAAUAAUAUAUGUAACAGUAGUAGUAAUACACCCCUAUCUUGUUCAACUAUAAUCCCAAUAGUUUCACCAUCAAUUAAUAUUGAAUCACAACCAUACAAUAAUAGUAGUACAAGUUAUCAAAACCAACAAUCCAAUUUACACCAAUCACAACAAAUUUAUAAUCAAAAUUCAUUAUCUAUUUAUUCCACACCAAACAGUGGCACAACAAGUUUAAAAUCAUCGGGAUCAUAUUUCUUUAAUGCAACAUCUACUCAAAACACCACAACAAUUGAUUCAUUAUUUGGUACAUCAUAUGGCAACAAUAAUAAUACCAAUAUUAAUAAUCAAGCAGGAUCUCCAGAGAUUUUUUCCACGAAUACAAGUUUUCAAUUAAAUAGUAGUUUAUCAAUACCAAUAAUUAAUAAUAAUAAUAAUAGUAACAAUAAUAAUUUACUUAGUAGUAGUUUAUAUAUGCAGCCUUCAAUAUCCCCACUUUCAACAACUCCAUUAAGUUGCAGUAGUAAUUUUAUAUUUUUUAAUUCACCACCAACUUCAACAACACCAGGUCAAUUAAAUUUAUCAAGAGAUAAUAAUGUAGCAAAUGGUACAAAUGGUUUGAACUCUCCAAAUUUACCAAACUCACCAAAUAAUGGUCAAAUUAAUAGCAACAGUAAUAAUAAUAACAAUAAUAAUAAUAAUAAUAAUUUAUCAAUAAUAAGUAGUGUUAAAGAGUUAUUAAAUAAUCAUAAAAAAAAUGAAGAUUAUCAAGAUUUAUUUAGAUUACCAAAUACUGAAAUUUUAAUUGAUGAAUUCCAAGCAAGUUUAUGCAGAAACCAACAAUAUGAAAUCAUGGGUAAAAUAUAUAUUUCAAAUAGAUUUUUAUGUUUUGAAUCAACCGAUUCAAUUUUAAGUUUGCCAUUCAGAGAGAUUCAAUCAUUAAGCAAUGAAAAGUCAAUUGGUGCAAGAGGUAACACUAUGAAGGUUCAAUUAUAUCAAGGCAAUCAAAAACUUUAUUUCUUUUCAUCAAUUAUCGAUCAAAAAUAUGAUUUAAUUAGACAAAUAUGGCAAGAGGUUAAUAAUAUAAAUCAACUUUACCAACAAGCAGGUAUCAUUUUAAACCACAACUAUCAAGAUAUGCCUAUCCAUGUCGGCUUCACUAAAGAAUUAUUAGAUGACCGAAAAGAGUUUUCUUGUGACUAUCAACAGAAACAAUCAACACUCACUCAAUUAUGGGAACAAUAUUUUGCAUUUAAUGGUGAUGGUAUUACAAUGUUUAAAACAGAAGAGUUAAAAGGACUAAUUCGUUCAGGUAUACCAGAUCAAUUGAAAAGAAAAAUUUGGUUAUUAUCAUCAGGGGCACUUUAUAAAAGCUGUUGUCAUACACCAGAUUAUUAUCGUCAAUUACUAAUGACUCACCAAAAUGAAAGUAACUCAAGUACAAGUGAUAUCGAAAAGGAUAUACACCGUAGCUUCCCAAAACACUCAUUUUUCAGACCACCUGCUCAAAAGGGUCAAGAAUGUUUAAAAAAUAUUUUAACAGCAUACAGUUGGAGAAAUCCCUCAAUUGGCUACACCCAAUCAAUGAACAUUGUGGUCGCAGUAUUUUUAUUAUACCUCGAAGAAGAAGAAGCAUUUUGGUUACUUUGCACCCUAUGUGAAGAUUUGGUACCAGACUAUUAUAGACCAGGUAUGGUUGGUAGUAUUGCUGAUCAAAAGACUUUAGAAAAUCUCCUUGCAAUUUAUUUACCAUCAAUAGAUCAACAUUUAAAAAAAGUAAACUGCCCACUUUCAAUGAUUAUAUUACCAUGGUUACUGUGUUUAUUCAUUGGAUAUCUUCAAACCGAAUUAAGUUUACGUGUAUUAGAUUGUCUCUUUUAUGAAGGCCCUGAAAUUCUUUUCAAGGUUGCAUUGGCUUUCUUUAAGGUUAACGAACAAAAUAUUUUAGAUUGUAAAUCAGCUGAAGAUAUAUUAUUGCUCCUAAAGACCCCAGUUAAAAACCCAGAGUACCUCUUAAACGUUUCAUUCCAAGACUAUGAUAAUUUGCAAUCAGAUAAAAUCGAACAACUUAGAAAUACAAAUAAAAUAAUGGCAAUUAAAACCAUGCAGGUUUCAAAUAAAAAAUCAAAAAUACGUGAUUGGGUAGAGAAAUAUGCACCAAUUAUGACAACAUCAGAUGCAGAGAAACUAUAUGACUAUUUCCAAUCAUCUGCCUCUUUAUCACCAAACAAAUUUGGUAUUUCAAAACAAAAGUUUACAGAAAUCUCAAGAGAUAUACUUCCAUUACCCUGGAAAAAUAGAAAUGAUAUUAUCAAUUUAAUAUUCAAAUUAUUGGAUGAAGAUUUGGAUGAUUUAAUUGUAAUAGAUGUUUUUAUUCACAUGUUAAUUAAUGUUUCGAAAGGAAAUUAUUUAGAAAGAUUAAAAUAUGACAAUACAAUUAAUGUUCAAGAAUUUAAAUCAUUAUUAGAUGCCUAUAUUGGUUUAAUUAAUCCGCAAAAAUCAAUAUCAUUCUCUGUAUCUUUACAAAUCGAUUCAUUUGUUGUGCAUCAUUUAUCAUUAACUGAACAUGAAUGUAUAUCAUUUGAAAAAGUAGAGUCAUACUUGGACGAAGUUUUAAAGUUCUUUGAUAUCGAUUCAAAUAAAAUUUAUCCAAUAUUAAAUUAUCGUGAUUAA
Messenger RNA from Dictyostelium purpureum, 3477 nucleotides. RefSeq lists its product as uncharacterized. Lineage: Eukaryota; Evosea; Eumycetozoa; Dictyosteliales; Dictyosteliaceae. Bases 1 to 3477 code for a protein of 1158 amino acids. The record is from RefSeq and is a predicted model, not a curated record. The transcript has 3 exons.